CUCCCCCACAUUCUCCUCCACCAUGGUCUUCUAUCCGCCCAAGUGGGCAGGCGAAUUGCCUCCCAUCCCUGACACUUUACCUCUCUGCGACUUCAUGUUAGACGAAAAGUACGGUCGGGCUCCCCUACAUCAGUCUCCUGCCCCAUUCAUCUGCAAUGUCACGGGCAAAGGAUAUUCGCCGGCCGAGAUUGUUGACCGUGUGGACUAUUUGGCCCGCACUCUGUCUCAGGAACUGGACUGGGAGCCCAACACCGGGGCAGCAGAAGAUAAAGUGAUCGGUAUUUUCAGUGUGAACGCGAUCGACACAAUGCCCCUGGCAUGGGCUGUGCAUCGGCUGUCGGGCAUUGUCUCCCCAGCCAACGCAGGCUUUUCCGCCGCAGAAUUAGUUUAUCAGCUCACGGAUUCCAAGGCGACGGUGCUCUUUACCUGUCUGCCUCUGCUAUCCACCGCUCUGGAGGCUGCAGCCAAGGUUGGGAUUCCUCGUCAGCGAGUGUUCUUGCUGGAGACGCCUACAGAGCCAGGCCAGUCGCUACCGGAUGGAUCAUCAGAUUUCAAGACGGUGUCGCAAUUGAUCGCAGAAGGCCAGAAGUUGCCCCCAGUGGCGCCAUUGCAAUGGGAAGCUGGACAGGGUCGUCGGCAACCGGCUUACUUAUGCUAUUCCAGUGGCACUUCAGGGUUGCCGAAAGGUGUGAUGAUCUCGCACUACAACUUCAUUGCCAACAUCCUGCAAUUCAAGCAGUACGAUGAGUCGUCCGGCAUGCGCAUCAAGGGCAAGCCCGAAGUGACGAGCUGUGUGCUGCCCAUGAGUCACGUCUAUGGGCUCAACUACGUAUGUAACUACGCCGCCUACCGCGGCGAUCAGACGGUGGUGUUCGCCAAGUUCCAGUUGGGGGCUCUUCUUGAGGCGACCCAGCGAUUCAAGAUCAGCAUUUACUGCCUUGUGCCCCCCAUUGUCUUACGCCUCGUGCAAAGUCACGAGCUGUGCCGGCGGUACGACCUCAGCACCGUGGUGGGACUCUACACCGGGGCGGCUCCGCUGGGCGAGGAGAUUGAAGCAGCGGUGCGCCAACAAUACCCCAGCGUGAAUGUUGGACAGGGUUACGGUAUCACUGAGGGUACCACCGUGAUCGGAUUGACGCCCGUGCUCGAUCAGUGGACAGGCUCCGUGGGCUGUCCCAUGCCUGGCUCGCAGUGGAAGAUUCUUGACGAGGAUGGUAACGAGGUGACUGCGUACGAUACGCCAGGCGAGGUCCUCGUCUCCGGCCCGCACAUCACCAUGGGCUAUCUCAACAACCCUAAGGCCACUGCAGAAUCCUAUCGCGGCGGGUGGUAUCACACCGGCGACGUCGGCGUGAUGCGCCUGAGCCCCACGGGCAAUGAGCACUUGUUUAUUAUCGACCGCAUCAAGGAACUGAUCAAGGUCAAGGGAUUACAGGUGGCUCCCGCGGAAUUGGAAGCCCAUCUGUUAACCCACCCCGCAGUGGCCGAUUGCGCUGUCAUCCCCAUUCCCGAUGCCGAUGCAGGCGAACUACCCAAGGCCUUCGUCGUCAAGUCGCCAAAGGCCGGUCCGGAUGAUGCGGCCACCAUCCAGGCUAUUGUGGCACAUGUGCAGGACGCCAAAGCCCGCCACAAGUGGCUGAAGGGUGGCGUAGAAUUUAUUGAGGUUAUCCCGAAGAGCCCGAGUGGCAAGAUUCUGCGACGCUUGCUGCGCGACCGAGAGAAGCAGGCUCGUCAAGCGAAACUGUAAUAGGAAAAGUAGUGUGAUAAUCCCC
Molecule: messenger RNA, 1772 nt
Organism: Aspergillus homomorphus CBS 101889
Lineage: Eukaryota; Fungi; Ascomycota; Eurotiomycetes; Eurotiales; Aspergillaceae
Product: acyl--CoA ligase
Exons: 3
Coding region: 23-1747 (574 amino acids)
Molecular function (GO): CoA-ligase activity
Source: RefSeq, a predicted model, not a curated record